This is a messenger RNA of Quercus lobata, 1477 nucleotides long. RefSeq lists its product as uncharacterized. Gene Ontology annotation, molecular function: zinc ion binding. The transcript has 2 exons. The record is from RefSeq and is a predicted model, not a curated record. The coding region runs from base 513 to 1211 and encodes 232 amino acids. Lineage: Eukaryota; Viridiplantae; Streptophyta; Magnoliopsida; Fagales; Fagaceae.
AUCUCGCUCUGGGUUCUCAAUUCAGUGCACCCCACAGCACGGUUCUGUUCCCUCUUUUGCGUGCCUCUCAGUCUUUAAGAAGACUCCUUCAAAAGCAUGAGUCUGAGUCUGAGUCUGAGUCUGCGUGUGAGUCUGUGUUUCAGACUCUCUCUGAGAGACCAUUCUUUACCUCCUUAAAUACACUGUUUUUUUCUCCACUCUCUGCUCUCUCUGUGUUUUGAGUCUCAAAUUCUGUGACUCUUUUAUUAUAAAUUUAUAAUUUUCUACCUCUUCUGUGCCACUGUAUUUGUUUUUUUGUUUGUUUUUGUAAAGCACAUUAAUGGAGUUGAAGAUGGGUCACCUAAUCCAAUACCAAUACCAAUACCAAUUCCAAUACCAACUUCUUUAAAUCUAUCAAAUUUUACUCUCACAAACUCAAACAAACUGUCCCUGAAACCCCCCCCCAAAGCUCCAAACUUUGAGGCAUUUGAAGCUCUUUUUUUGUGGGGUCUUCGAAAUUGUCGAGCUUAGUAAUGUCCCACAUCGAUUUGGAGCAAGGGGUUCAUCGAAGAGACUUCAGCGCAGACGGCAGUGUAUGCUUUUCUGACGCGGAAGCAGAAGAAGGGUCGUGCUAUUCACAGUUCUAUUCGACGAAUGGUGGGUCCUACGAUGAGUACAGAUUUUCUUGUGUGUAUGAUCCGAGUUCUGGGAUUGGAAACAGUUCGGGUUCGGGUUCGGGUUCCGGUUCGGGUUCAGGGAGAGAGUCUAUGUGUUCAGCCUCGGCUUCGGAGUUGGAGGUUGAGAGUGAGGUCCCUGAGAUAAAGGUGCAUUUGGCUAAAGUUGAGAGAGAUUGCAGGAUUUGUCAUCUGGGUUUGGAGAGUAACAGCCAUGAAUCUGGGAUUCCUAUUGAGUUGGGUUGUUCUUGUAAGGAUGAUUUGGGUGCAGCCCAUAAGAACUGUGCUGAGGCCUGGUUCAAGAUUAGGGGAAAUAAAACUUGUGAGAUUUGUAAUUCUGUUGCACGUAAUGUCUUUGGAUCAAAUGACAUUGAGUUAACACAGCAUUCAAAUGAAACCAACAAUGCCACCGCACCAGUGACAGUCUUGGCACCUGCAACCGUAACAGAGACACAUAGCUUCUGGCAUGGCCACCGCUUCCUGAAUUUUUUGCUUGCUUGCAUGGUAUUUGCAUUUGUCUUAUCUUGGCUCUUUCACUUUAAUGUGCCAUCAUCAUAGAACUCUGUAAAAGAGUUACUGUGGAAAGAUUUAGAAAAGGAAAAAAAAAAAAAAAACAAGUUCUGCGAAAGGCCUGCCAAAAUUGUCAAUAUGAUGAUGGUAACGGGAGAGUUUCAACCUUCGAGCCUCGCAGCAUUUGUAUAGAUAAAAAUACAAAUUAAUCUGCUCCAUAUUUGUAGAGUUUGGUUUUUACCAAUGUUUACACAUUGCUCAUAUGUUAUAACAGCUUUAUUAUCAGGCUUUUGCUUUCCAAGUUUUAAAAUUAA